UAUAUUGUUUCAUAGUUGUCUCUCACGGCAAUAUACACCAAUGAUUGAUCGAUCAUAUUGGGGUAAAAAAAUCGAAGAGACUGGUGUACGCCAGCAUGGAACAUCAAGCCGUAUUUUAGGCAUUGGCAUUUUCAUCACUGGAUUACUGUUUCUAGCUGUUGCUCUCAUCAUGGGAUUUGAGUUCCCCAAACUCAUCUACACUGGAAUUACUGGCCGGCAGUGUUAUUUCUCUGACCAAAGUAUAAACUAUGAACAAUGGAAAAAUGAUGACUUCUACACACACUAUAACAGGAUUUAUUAUUUCGUGAUUGACAAUGUCGACGACUAUUUGUACAGAAAACAGAAGCCCAAGAUACGUGAAGUCGGACCCUAUGUCUAUAAAGAGUCUAGAAAACAUACACAAAUAGAUUUAUUAGGAUCAAAGCUAUCUUAUGAAAUAUUACGACAGCAGACUUUUGAUGAGCAUCAAACGAGGUUAGAAUGUGGUAUAAAUUGCCAUGAAAAUGAUAAGCUGAACAUUUUUAACUUGGAAUACUUAUACAAUGUUUCUUUGUGGGGAGGAGAAAAUAAUUUUAUACUUUCAAACAUCCCUGAUCUCUUACAACAUCAACUUCAUUUAGCUUUCAUAUUAUAUAAUGGUACAGACUUUUAUGGUGACUUAGCGAAAUUCCCAUCAGAAGAUUGGUUGCAGAGUAACCCAAAUGCUUCCCUCAAUUGGUCUAUCACUAAUUGGAUAACUCAACAGACGAUAAUACCUGAGCAGUUAUUAACAAACUUGUCUUUCAACAGAGAUGAGAUACAAGCUCUGUACAAUGUGAUUAUAGAUCCUCAAAAAUUUGGUACAACCUGCUUAAAUGGUCUCAAGAGUUCCACCCAAUGCAUCAAUGCUGAACAGAAGAUGACUGAAAAUGAAUGUGUUUAUAAAGACACUAAUCAACAUUGUAAAAAUGCACAAAAAACAGAAAAGCAGAAUGCUACAUCUGAAUUUGGUUUAAUCCAACAUUUAGAAAAUUGGAAAUUAACCAAUGACACGAUCCAUCAUGAACAUAUCCAACAGUUAUUAUGCUCAACUGUUGCAAACUUCUCUGUCAAUUCCACCACUGACUGUUUUGUCUUUGACAAACACAACAUGACUUUGAAUAUUUUCAUGGAUCUGCUCUUUGAUUAUAUUUUCUCACAUUUGGCCUUGCUCAGUCAUAAUUCUUUGCCACCAGAAUCCAGGAAUCUAAUUUUCACAAGUACUCAACAGGAUAUAGCGAAAGGUUAUUUUACAGGAGAAUACAAACACAAAGGUAUCUUGACUAACAAUUUUGAUGUGAAAGACACAUUCCAGGAAAACCCCAGGUGGAUAUUUUAUACCUGCCUUCAUGAAAACCAUAUUAAAAACAACUUUCUUCUGACUGAAUAUGACAACCAUACCUGCAUCCCAGCAAUUUACUUCCCACGAGUCACAGCAUCAUCAAAGCUAAAAGUGAAUGGUUACGUAUAUUUUACACCACAGGCUCCACUUACGACUGUAUGCCGAACCCCAGUAUUUUACUCAGAUAAAUAUUCAAUGUUUAUGCCUGAGUUCUGGCGAACAUUGACAUUUUCUAAGCAGAAUGAGCUAGAAAUGAACUGUGUCCGAGUGGGCAGAUAUUUACCUGUUAAUGAUGAAUUUAAAGUCGAUGGAUUCUUCAUUGAAGAGGAUGGUAUUCAGAAUGUUACUCAACAAUGUGGUUAUAUGAGUUUCUUAAGUCAUCCCUACUCAACAGCCAGCAAUAUUACACAAGUAGAAAGAAAAACAAAAAGCAACAAAUCCCAUUGUUAUAUAUAUAUUGAACCAGUAACAGGACAGAUUUGGCAUCGAGUAAUCAGUUUCCAGUUUAACAUCAAGAUUUCCAGAAAACUGUUUGAUUCUAAAUGGAAGCAGCCUCUCAAUUUGGCUUCUUUCGAACAUCUCUUACCUGUUUACUGGGUGAAAACAGUCACAACAAUGACACAAAUUCAGCCAUACAAAGAUUUUGUAACAAAUAUGAGGAGAUGGGCCUGUGGAGGUUUGAUCAGCUUUACUCUCCUAGCUUUGUCCAUCAUGAUGUGUGGUAGCUUUAUCAUCUUUAAGCCUUAUGUCUUCAACAGAGUGUAUCCUUUACCAGAAGCAACUACUUGAAAACAGUGUUGGUCUGAAAUCCCCUUUUGGCAUUGAAUCAUGUAACAUAAAUCUGCCUAUUAAAACUGCAUCAUGUUUGUGACAUUUAAGACAAAUGAUCGUAAAGUCUUAGAUUUAAAUACUUCUGUUUUGAUGUCAUAUAAUCCAGUUAUCUUUAUUUUAUAAAUCCUUAAACACUUUAUCCAAAAUCUCAGGUAUUUUGUAGUUAUGUCUCUUUUAAAAUAUAUAUUUACAUACAUAUAUGUCCAUAUGCUGUUGAAUAUGUAUCUCAAGUUAACUGUAAAUUGCCACAUGUAGCUGUUAAAUAUGUCUUUUAGCUAAGAAUCAUUAUAUGCAAAUGAGAACAUUCUGAUAUCCAUUAUGUUUAUCGGAAAAUGCUGUCUCUUUUAUAUUGUUACUUCAGCAAUUAUAUAUUAUUUAUUUUCUUUUCAAUGUUUAGAUAAUAAUUGCAUCAUGAUGAAUCAUGUAGAAAAAUGAAAAUAAAGAAGUUUAAAGCAUUUGGUCUCUCACUCAUUUAUUUCCAGUUCACCACUUUCUUGAAUAUAUUCGUCAAAAGAGAAAAAUAAUAUUAAUUUUUUUUUUACCAAUAAAUGUGCCUAUGGAAUUGUAGAACCCUGAUAUCUCUGAUGGUGCUGUUGCUAUGCUGUGCAUCAAGCAAAAGGUCACCUCACUGCUUUGUAUACAUUUGUAUAUCAUUGGUAUGAACACAUACCAAUUUCUGGGCCCACAGACAUGCUAUCUCUUUAUUAUCUCUUCUGUCACUACUAGUGAUCUCUGUUGCUUGGAACUUGCUGGUCUCAUGCAAUAUCAUCAGGUACACCUGACCACUUGUCCCCUUGUAUGUGCCCCCAAAUCAGUUGUCUCCUAUAAAGUCACACCAUCAUGGCAUGUGUUGACAGAGCUCUUUUCAUCUCACUCCUAACUCUGGCAUAUCCCAUAGGUCAGUUUUGCACUCUCUCUCUCUCUGUCUUCAAUACAUCAAUAAUCUGUCUUCAAUACAUCAAUACAUCUCUGUCUUCAAUAAUCUAGCUGCCAAUCACCUAACAAAGCUCUCUCUUUAUGCAGCCUAGAUAUCAUAUGCCAAGCCUGUAUUAAUUACAUGAAUGGAGACCUUGAGGGAAUCCUCCAAUGGAAGCAUGUCAAUCUUAUCUCUAUCACUGACAAAACUCAAUUUCUAUUCAAAUCAAGAAACAUCACUGCACGUAAAGUUUGAAUGAACAGUUAGAAGAAUAAUAUUAUAGAUUUAGCUUAAUAAAAAAAUACUUUACACUACCAACACACCACCACCACCACCUCGUUCAUCACUAUAGUUUUCAGUUACAAAGCUCAUUUCAGUUCAGUUCAGUUGUUUGUUUAUUUCUACUUUUUCUUGCUGUUGAUGUAUCUCUACUCUGACAAUACAAAUGCUAUCUACCUCUCUCUCCCUCAAUAUAACUGCUUCCUCUGUUCAUCUCUCUUUAAGCUCACCACCAGAACAUCCCCCUCUGCUAAAUAUUGUAUUGUAAACAUAUCUCUUACUCUUUACCUUCCCCUCACCACCCUACAGUAUGUGUUAAUGCUUCUCUCACCGUAUUUUUCUCUCACUCUUUGUCUCACCCUUCAGCUUACCAUGUGACACAUUUGAUCUUAUUAUACAUCUCUCUCUACUUCUUUCUUCUCUACUCACACUUUUACUCCACCCCUCUACCUAAAGUAUAAUGGGCGAACAAACAAGCAGAUUAUUAUAUAGAUGUUGGUGUGUGUGAAUCAUUUGUAUAUUAAUUGAAGGAGUUUCUUUUGGACAUGGUUGAAUAUUUGUUUGAAUGUAGUAGUACCACCAUUCCAUAAACGUGAACAAUACUCCAAUGUAGGUCUUACUAGAGCCUCAUUGUUGCUGCAAAUUGAAUUCAGUUGAAGAUGUUGCAUAUUAGGCUAUUCAGUAAGUUUUAUAUUUAUGUUGAUGAAUUAAUAGUACAGAACAUACAGAAAUAAAGUAGUAGUGUUUUGCUUGUUAUCUUGUAACCAUGCUCUGGAAAAUCUCCGAAAGCCAAUUUUUUAUUUCACAUGCUGAAAGUUGUUAUAAAUUAAUAUAAAAAUAAUACGAAAGUAAUUUUUGUUUUUCUUAGGAAAACAAACCAUUUUAUUUCUUAAUUACACAUAUAUAGUCUGUACAGUCAUACAAAAUCAGUAUUAAGUUGGACACUGCAAUUAGCGAGCUCUACACAAGACAAAUUAGUAUUAUCAUUUCUGUUUACUGUUUAAUUAUUUUUUUUUUUUAUAGUUGGUAAUAAUAAACCAAAGUCAUUUGUCAUUACAUUUCAAAAGAAUGUUCUUUUUGUUUUGAUUUUCUCCUUUUUUAUUUUUUUUUACUUUGCUUUAUUUUCUGACUCGGCACAUAUAUUUAGGAAGCAGCCAGCAUUUUGAAAAUUUUAAUGUCCCAUACCUCAUGACAAACUCUCCAACAGUUAUGUCUGAGCACAAGACAUUUGCUGCUUUGGACAAAUGGAAAUAUUUAGAAAGAAGGAGAGAAGGAGCAGGAGUAAGGAGCAAGAUAAAUAUAGAAACAGAGCAACAAUAGAGAGAAGGAGGGUAAUAUCCAGUAAAACUUGGAAUUGAAUUAAAUGAAAAGGUAAAGGAAAACAUCAUAAAGA
Octopus bimaculoides (California two-spot octopus) is the source of this 4779-nucleotide messenger RNA. RefSeq lists its product as uncharacterized. Lineage: Eukaryota; Metazoa; Mollusca; Cephalopoda; Octopoda; Octopodidae. Gene Ontology annotation, molecular function: scavenger receptor activity. Gene Ontology annotation, cellular component: membrane; cytoplasm. The record is from RefSeq and is a predicted model, not a curated record.